AGAGAAAGUAAUUGAUAUUCAAUGCAAGGGUGGCUCCAAUAGUGCAAUCAUGCAGCUCCAUGUUACGGCUGUUGGCAAACGUGGACUAAUUCGAUGACCCCAUAGGCUGCCUCGAUCUGCCGUACUGGUGGAAUCGUCUGCCACUCGCGCGCCCCAUUCAUCUCGUGUCCUUGGCCGGCCUUGCAUUGCAGAUCGUCCCCAGAGUCUUCGAGGAGUGAAUUCCGGCUGUACCUCGAGGUAUUCUCUUGAAAUCUGCAAGCCUUGUAACGGAUUCGUAGGGAGCUCUCCUCUUGUUGUGGAGAAUCCCCCUUGUUAUUAAUUGCACUAUGGAAAUGAGUGAAGCUUCUAUAAGACUCUCUCCACCACCGGCCGCAGGGCGCUCUGUCAACGUAGCCGAGGCAGAGAGGGCGUAUCUCGGUGAAGGAUGGGAUCGAGCGGAAGCCCCCUCCAAACCUGAUGAACUUGGCGUGAAGAGUUUUGACUUUGAGUUGGCGACAAACCGUAAACAUCACAACACCGCAGACUAUGAGAUCAGGAACCUAUUCGUCAGGCGAGGGCAGCCCUUUGAGCUUACCGUUACUUUCAAUAAGGCCCCAAGAGAGGAGCUAUUGAUGCUUCAGUUGGCUGUUGUUGGUUCCAAAGUUUAUUCUGAAAAUCGUGGAACGGUGAUUCGCUUGCCCUUCAGUCGGUCAGAGUCAGAGACCCGAGGCGAUUGGGGAGUCUAUGUUCGAGGCGUGGAUGGAGCCAAGUACUCCCUCCUGGUCAGCAGUCCACCGGAUGCCAUCGUAGGUCGCUACCUCGCCUCUGUCAUCAUAAAGGAUAAAGUGGAUGCAGAACCCAGAUACUUCAAACAGACUGACCCGAUCUACGUGCUCUUUAAUGCAUGGUGCCGUGAGGAUGGCGUCCACAUGGACGGAGACACUGAAAAAUGGGAGUAUGUUCUCAACGACUACGGCUUUAUCUUCUUUGGACAGGAUCAGCCUGGAAACCAGUUUGCUCGACCGUGGGUCUUUGGCCAAUUCGGAGACGUAACCACCAAAGUGGUGUUUGAUCUACUAGAAACAUGGGUCCGAGAGAAAUCUCGUAAUGACCCAGUCAUCGUUUCCAGAAUGUUCACCCAUUUUGUGAAUUCAUCUUCUGGGAGGGACAAGCAAGGAUUGCUCGUCGGAAACUGGAGCGGAGAUUAUGAAGGAGGUGAAAAACCAACAACUUGGACAGGCAGUACCAAAAUCUUUGAGACGUACGCCAAGUCAGGCAAGGCCGUCAAGUACGGCCAGUGUUGGGUGUUCAGCGGUGUGCUGUGCACCGUCAUGCGUUGCCUUGGUAUUCCCUGCCGAAGUGUGACCAACUUUUCCUCGGCUCACGACACCGAUGCAAGCAUGACUGUAGAUACAGUGUUGGACGCUGAAACGGAAGAAGAGAUUGAUUAUCUCAGUCAAGAUUCUGUGUGGAACUUUCACGUUUGGAACGAGGCUUAUUUCAGCCGGCCUGAUCUUCCCUCCAUGAUGGGCGGGUGGCAGGUCAUCGAUGCUACACCUCAAGAAACUAGCGAAGGUCUUUUUCAGAUGGGGCCUUCGCCAAAAGCUGCCAUCAAGCAAGGCUUAACCUACCUGAAAUAUGACACCAAGUUUGCUUUUGCAGAGGUCAAUGGCGAUCGCAUUACCUGGUUGGCAACCAAAAGAGGAUUUGGACUUCCACCAGAAAUGACUAUAUUAUCUGAGAAGAAGAACGUCGUUGGGAAGUUCAUCAGUACAAAGAAACUCCCAUUGUUACCAGGCGGCUACGUGGGUCGAUGGCGGUGCAGGGAGGAUAUCACUCUCGAGUACAAAUUUGAAGAAGGGAGUGAAGAGGAACGCAAUGCCGUGGAACGAGCCGUUUCAUAUGGCACAAGGCCAAACACUUACCGACCCGACAAAAAGCCAGACGACGUUGAGAUCGAGAUCAUGCUAGAGGAGGAGAGGCCCGUUGGAAGCGAUAUUGAAGUCAAGGUGGCGAUCGACAAUAAGAGCUCGGGUUCUCGAACUGUUGCUGUGAGCAUGAUUGCCUAUAUGAGCUUCUAUACAGGUGUGCUGAAAGGCAAGAUCAAGAACACAAAGAAGGAACUUACCGUUGCGUCUGGCAAGUCCACCCAUGUCCUUGAUGUUAUCACAGUGGGGCAGUAUGCAGAGUUUCUGGUUGAUCUGGCUUGCAUGAAGUUCUCUGUCUUCGGGAAAGUCAAGGAAACCGGCCAACAGGUUGUGAGCCAGGACUCCGUCUACCUCACCACCCCCGAUCUGAAGACCGAGUACAAGAUCGUAGGUUACGACGUCGAAGUCGAGACAGAGUUUGUGAACCCUCUGCCGUUUGAACUCACCAGGUGUACUAUCAACUAUGAGGGCGCCAAACUUGUGCGCUCGACGACGGCAUUCGUCAAUGAUGUUCCUGCAAAAGGUAUCUUUAAACACAAGAUGAGGUUUUCUCCACAAGAGAAGGGAAAGAAGAAACUUGUCAUCGACUUUGACUCCAAGCAGAUUGGCAACAUCACAGACAUCGUCGAAAUAGAGAUCCCUUAGAGUUCGUGAAUCACCUCUUGUAUUAAAUUGGCAACAUACAUGUAUCACAGACAUCGUGGAAAUAAAGAUCCCAUAGAGUUCGUAAAUCACCUCUUGUAUUAAAUUGGCAACAUCACAUACAUCGUGGAAAUAAAGAUCCCAUAGAGUUCGUAAAUCACCUCUUGUAUUAAAUUGGCAACAUCACAGACAUCGUCGAAAUAGAGAUCCCAUAGAGUUCGUAAAUCACCUCUUGUAUUAAAAUGGCAACAUCACAGACAUCGUUGAAAUAAAGAUCCCAUAGAGUUCGUAAAUCACCUCCUGUAUUAAAUUGGCAAAAUCACAGACAUCGUUGAAUUAACAUCAAGGCUGUAAGGAUUGAUAAAUAUGCACUAUUGUGAAUUUUGUGGAACUGUUUACUUUAUUUCCGUUACAAAUAAGAAAACGAAUUAUUGAAAAAGGCUGAUUAUUGAAACUAGUUGCUCUUCCAAAGUGAUCUGUUGUCUAUGAAAUGCUGAAAAGGCAAAGUAUAUACAAGUAGACCUAUCCUAUUGCUUUUUUGGGUCACAAGGGCUGUUUUUUUCUUCCAGUACUCUACGAACUAAUAGUAGUGUGUGAAUUUGUAUUUUAUUAUAAAUUUUAUUAAUUUCCCACUGGGCAUUUUACCCGAUAUUACCCGGGUUGUAACAGGUAAUAACGUAGUUAUUACCACGGUAACACCAGUGGGUAGUAACGGGGAAAUAGUAGACCAAUCUUUCCCCGUUAUUACCCGGAUCCGAUAUUACUCCAUUUACCCAAUAUUACCCAGUAUGAUGUAACCGAUAUUUCCAGCAUUUUAAUGAUAUCACCACCUCAUAUUACUCUGUUUACCCAAUAUUACCCAAUUAAUGUCGGCUCAUUAAAAAAACAAUUAGUGUCAUUAGGGUCAUUAGGGUCAUUGAAGCACAUUUUUACAACUCUAUACUCUAAGCCAUAUCAUCUUAUCCUAUCCUAAAAUCCUACAUCCUAAUCCUAAUCCUAUCCUACACCUAUCCACCAAACCCUGUCAUUUACUUCUAUAUAUUGAGCGACUUUACAACACUUGACAAAUUAUGGUUAACAAUUAUUCAACCCUAAAACAUUUUUCUAAAAUUAAUGUCAUGAUUAUGACUAAUAUGAUAUAUAAACUACACAUUUUUCUGAAAAUUUUCUGGGUGGAAUAAUUGCAUAAACAUAAACACAUUAAUUAUUACAGCUAUAUUAGCUAAAAUUUUUGCCAUUUAUUGUAGUAAUGAAUAUUCAUGAGUAACUAAUAUUCCCAGCAUUUUCCUGAUAUUACCAUCUGCUAUUACUCCAUUUACCCAAUAUUAAUGGGUUCCGCAUGGGUUGGAGGUCUCGUUUCCAUCUGAGUCCUAUCUGGGCACCAUGUGGGUUCAAGUAUAUGUUUUCAUCUGGGUUCCAUGUGGGCCCAUAUGGGACCCAGAUAUCCCAGAUAAGAACCGUAUGUGAUCCAGAUACUUUGCUGUCUGGGAAUGGAAGCGUUUCAACAUUACCCAUUACCCCUUAUCAACCUGUUUGUAACUGGGUAAAAUGUUGGUUUCAUCAGGGUGAUAACAGUAUUUUUUUGGACUUUGAAAAUUUCGCUGGGAUUGCUGUAAGAUUGCUCUUAUUACUAAAGUUUGCAAUGUUAUAACCAAUCAAAGUCAUUCAACAUUACCCUUAUUACCCCUCAUCACCCUGUUGUAACUAGGUAAAUGUAGGUUUCAUCAGGGUGAUAACAGUAACAGGUAUCAACAGGAAUUAUAAUUUCGGAAAUAACAUGGUAAUAACGGUAAUAUUUGGUGUUACUCAAAUUUCCGGGUGAUAUUACCGGUAAUAACCGGUAAAAUUGGUAAUCGGUAACAAAUUGCCCAGUGGGUUGGCAAUGUGGCAAAUAAGUUUGAUGAUCAGACAGCAUUAAGUUGGCGAUAUGAUACGGAAAGUGCCUUGUUUACUUAAUACUGCAAGUUUAAGGUGAUGUAUUACAAUUAAAUAUUAUUUAUCUGCGUGAUAUAUACAUAUACAUUGCGGACAUGAAAUCAUUGCAUCUCUUCAUAUGUAUUAUCUUAUCAUAAUGUUAUGUUAAGUUGAAGCAAUACUAAUUUGUGUCUAUCUUUAAGAUGUAAAUUUGAUCAUGUUGAAGCAAUUUGCCAUUUUCUAUGUUUAAGCCAGCUUUUGAAAAUAUUCACCAUACGGGAGGUUUCACCAUGUUGUGAAUUUUCAGAUAUUCUUUUAAAAUAUAUCUCAUUUUGCAGAUUCCCUACGCACAAAUUGCAUUUAUAGAUUCAUAUUCAUGAAAUAUAGAUAUUAUAUGUACUUGAUAUUCAUUAUGAAGUCUUAUGAAAGAUUACAUUUUUUACAUCAACUCAUAAGCAGUGAUGAAAUAACUGCAUUGAUUUUAUUUGAUGUCAUUUGAUAGUGUAGAAUUUAUGUUGGAAUAUUUUCAUUGCAUAUUUAUCGAAACAAAUCAGAUUUAAAGCCUAUUUAUUUUAUGAUCAAGAUUUAAAACCUAUUUAUACUGUUAUCGUUUUAUCUCUUUGAAAGACUGGGAAAUACAUGUAAGAUCAUUUGUUUUUCAUGAAAAUGAUGAGAUUAGAAAUGUAUCAUUUGGUGCCUUUUAUAAAACUAAUUUCUGGAAUUCUUCAUACUAUCAAACUACAUCAAGUGUUCAGGUGGCCAAACUGAAAUGAACAUCAUAAGCCGGUGCUAAUUUUCAUGACAUUUUUAAAUGGCAUCUUAAAUGUUGAUGAAAGAUUUGAAUAUCCAGAACCCAGAUGCAUAUUAUUUAUCAUACAUAUCGAUAUACCAUUUUUUGUACUAAUUAAGUGCCACAUUUUGAUAUCUUGCAAUAUCGUGCACAAUUUAAGUACGCGUGUUCAAAAUAUGAAUUAUACAAACUGUCUUAGUGGCCAUGCACCUGUCUAAAGUGAACGAAACCUGUCUUUGAUUUUCGCCAAUAUUGUCCUUCAUUUGAAAGGAAUAUGUGUUAUAAAACUCGUCUUUAGGCCAAGGGGGGGGGGCAUUUCCAUUGACGAGUGGAUACCAGGCGCGAACAUCGGUUUCGAAAAGCACCAUAAACAAGUAUUUUCCAUAUUCUGAAACCCUACCCUUAACAAGUACAAUGUAUUUGAAACAAAACGGUACCCUUGACAAGUAUUCCCUGAAGUGACCCCCUAAACAAGUACAGCCACAUAUUAAUUUUUAUGUCACGGACAUGAUCGCGGACGUUGGCUUUACCUUUACUUACAUUGGGUUUAGUACCGCCCACACCUCGCUCAAAUUGGACUCUAAACACAUAAUGCUGGGGCAAAAAUUACAUCCUAUAUAUCAUGACGAAAACCUUUCAUUUGAAAACACUAUACCCCAGAUUCCCUCAAUCAAUUCUCUUCUCCAAGUACGACAAACCAUAACUGCCCCAAGCAAGCAAUUUAAGUAUUAAAACACCUGUUUCUGGUCCGAAGAUAACACAACAGCCCGAGCAAAGCAUGCCGUCAUUUUAAUUCACUUACUUUCCUUAUUUCGAGGUCGAUUUUCUUCGUUCGAACUUGAAAAUGGACUAACAUUGGAUUUCUGAAUACAAUAUGCAUUUGAAAACGUGAUUAAAUAUCGAAUACAGUUAUUUCAUUCCGAAGGUCCUACUACAGGCAGAGAAGUCUUACGUAAUAGCACAGCUGUUGUUUAUCAUUUCGUCCUUGGCUCAACGCUCAUAAUCUGGCCUGUGGAGGUAAAAUUGAGACAGCGGGGAUUACCUGGCCUAGCGGGAUUGAUCAGGCGGGUGUUUCAUAAAGCUGUUCGUAAAUAAAAAGCGACUGGUGAUCCUGUCUUGCGGUAAAUGGUACACACCAUUGGCGAAGAUCUAGCGCGCGAGAAAGGAUCACCAGUCGUUCUUAAAGUCGCUCUUAACUUACGAGCAGCUUUAUGAAACGGCCCCCUGGGCUUGGAAAUGAUUUUGGGAUUUACAAACGCAAAAUGGGGUAUAGAACCGCAGUUUGCAAUCUGAACUGCGGUCUUUCUCCAAACGGGGGUUUGACGUAAUGUUAAAAGCAUUUUAGUCUUUUGUAUAUCCUCACAAAUUUAACUGUAAACACGUAGCUUUCCUAGCAAAUUAUAUUUUAGACACCCUUAUUAUGUUACGCACAUAACCUGCAUAUUGAAAAACAGAUCCUUUUUACGUGUUUCUUUGGUUGCACCUGGUAUCCACUCGUCAAUGGAAGCGCCACCCCCCCCCCCCCCCGGAUUUGUCUGCAGCUGUCACUUCUUUUAAUUCCCUCAGGUGGCCUUAUAAAUAGACAGAUAUGAAUGUACAUGUAUGUGUUUAUAAAGUGAACAGUACUUUUGGAAACAUUUUCCCCUUCCUUUGUCAGGUGUGGAGACUUGCUCAAUUAACACAUUGCCUUUUGGAACUGGCUUGCCCCUGAAUGAAGAAUUAGGGAAAUACAGAAGUCAGUAGAGUAUUUGAUAUCUAUUAUAAGAAACUGAUUUAGGUUAUUCCUGUCAUUUCUGUUUUUUUAUUUAAAGAUUUUGUGCUACUGAUCCAAAUGAUAAAUACAUUUGCUGGAGAAUUA
Messenger RNA from Lytechinus pictus (painted urchin), 7111 nucleotides. Its product is annotated as protein-glutamine gamma-glutamyltransferase K-like. Gene Ontology annotation, molecular function: protein-glutamine gamma-glutamyltransferase activity. The record is from RefSeq and is a predicted model, not a curated record. Bases 327 to 2552 code for a protein of 741 amino acids. The transcript is spliced from 14 exons. Gene Ontology annotation, biological process: peptide cross-linking. Lineage: Eukaryota; Metazoa; Echinodermata; Echinoidea; Temnopleuroida; Toxopneustidae.